Molecule: messenger RNA, 309 nt
Organism: Akanthomyces muscarius
Lineage: Eukaryota; Fungi; Ascomycota; Sordariomycetes; Hypocreales; Cordycipitaceae
Exons: 1
Coding region: 1-309 (102 amino acids)
Source: RefSeq, a predicted model, not a curated record
AUGACACCACGCCCAGCCAAGGUUCAGUCCCCUCUCACCCUCCUCGGCGUCUCCAUGCCUGUGCUUGGCGGCCCUGCGCAGCUCCGUUUCGCCACGCCCGCCCAUGCCGUCAAUCUCUCUCUCACGGUCUCACCACCAAGACUCGCCCAAACCUUGUCCUCGCCCGUCCCAGGCAGGCCACACGUGCCUCCCAACCCGCAUUGCCGUUUUACCCGCUCUGCGUGCGGAGCCACCGCGACCGACGACUCCAAUGGCCAACAAUACGGAGCACACUUGGUAGCUUUUCUCGAUUUCCCCCGAGUCGUCUAA